Desarmillaria tabescens is the source of this 1248-nucleotide messenger RNA. RefSeq lists its product as uncharacterized. The annotation marks the transcript as partial. The transcript is spliced from 3 exons. The record is from RefSeq and is a predicted model, not a curated record. NCBI's taxonomy places the organism in Eukaryota, Fungi, Basidiomycota, Agaricomycetes, Agaricales, Physalacriaceae.
UAACCAUCAUGUUAUCCAGCCGGCGCUCCGUGUACAAAGGAGGAACCACAGCUUACGGCGCUUGCAUUCAGUCUCAGCCGCGGCGCUAAACAGGAAAGAGGUGCUCGGAUCAGGGUCGACCACCAGGGUUUUUUCAUCUCCAUCUGUAACGUCGUGUCAGCGGGCAGCCGUCGACCGGCCAUGUCUGACCAGCACCGAGUCGACGAAGUAUCCAGCAGACGCUCUUCUGAAGGCAUCUCCGAUGUACAGGACCGCCCAGAAGGGUCGCCUCAGAAUAAUGCCUCGAAAUUGCGUCAAAACAACGAAAAGAAGCCAGAGAAAAUGGAGACUGGCAAGGAACACGUCAAUUCAGAUAGUAUUGGGGUCGAACCAUCUUCGAGCCCGGGAAUACAGGAAGAAGCCGGCGUCGAGGGUGAUAGAGGUGCGAAGAAGACCAGACCAGAUGCUGGUUUAAAGACAGGCAAUGACCCGUUCAACUACGAGGACAAGUACCCCGAAGAUAAUAUCUACGAAGAAACAGCCCCGAAUGCGAGAGUAUGGAGAACAUACGUGGACGAGAGUACGAAUUACGACGCCAGGAUGGUCGGGGAAUCGAGGGAUAGUGUCGAUGUGCUUCUUGUUUUCGCUGGUCUUUUCUCAGCAGUGGUGACAACCUUCGUAUCGCAAACAUCACAGAGCCUACAGGCGGACUAUACUCAGGUGUCGGCAUCCCUGCUCUUUGAAAUAGUCCUCGUUCAGCGUGCCCUUGCGAACGGUUCCUCUCUCGACAACGUUCCAGUGUCUUCUCUCAAUCCAUAUACCGCGUUCACUCCUGCAACUACGGACGUCUGGGUGAACGGGCUAUGGUUCACGAGCCUCUCCCUUAGUCUAGCAACUGCCCUGGUCGCCGUGCUCGUGAAACAGUGGCUCCACCAUUACCUCGCGCUUCCUUCAGGGACGCCUCGGGAGCGAAGCCAUGUUCGCCAAUACCGAUACAGAGGAUUCCAGAGGUGGCAUGUUCUCGUCAUCAUUGGUCUUCUUCCCGUCCUCAUGCACCUCGCACUUGGGAUCUUUUUUGUCGGAUUGGUCAUAUUCCUGGUACCACUCCGACCUGGCCUUUCUUGGGUCAUCGGCAUAGGCACUGUCGCUGCAUACGCGACAUAUUUGAUAACCAUCUUCCUACCAAUUCUAUACCCACAAUGCCCCUAUCGCACACCGCUGUCGGAUCUCGUAUACUUUCCCUAUCGCUAUAUUACACAGGACCUAUUC